AUGUAUAUAAUUUUACCUGAGCAACGGGAUGGGCUUGGUGAACUAAUAGCAAAGGUGAGUUCUGCUCGUGCUGGUUUUCUGGAUAAAUAUGUCCCAGUCAAUCAUUGUUUGGUUCUUACGGGAAAAUUUAAGGUUCCGAAGUUCAAACUCCUUUUCGAUUUUGACUCAUCAAGAGUACUCAAGGAAUUGGGUAUAGUUUUGCCUUUUGAUAAUUUCAAAGCAGAGCUAACGAAGAUGAUGGAUACAAACGUUCAUGUUGACAAAAUUCUUCACAAGUGCUUUGUGGAAGUUGAUGAAGAAGGAACUGAAGCUGCUGCUGCUACUCCUAUUUUUGGGGCUUCUCGGAGUCGCUGCCAGAGGAGUUAUCUUCCUCCUCGUACCAAUUUUGUGGCAGAUCAUCCUUUCAUCUUCAUUAUAAGAGAGGAACAAAGUGGCGUGGUCUGGUUCAUGGGGCAUGUUCUUGAUCCUUUAUUAAAUUCUUCAUGA
Papaver somniferum (opium poppy) is the source of this 486-nucleotide messenger RNA. Its product is annotated as serpin-ZXB-like. The transcript has a single exon. The record is from RefSeq and is a predicted model, not a curated record. Gene Ontology annotation, molecular function: serine-type endopeptidase inhibitor activity. Lineage: Eukaryota; Viridiplantae; Streptophyta; Magnoliopsida; Ranunculales; Papaveraceae. The coding region runs from base 1 to 486 and encodes 161 amino acids.